GGUGCACUUACUAAGAAUGAAAUCGAAACGAACUUGUGUGCAUUAAAGACUGAUCUUGCAACUAGUACAGCUCUACUUAUACAUAACAAGAGCUGGAAAGAAUCUAAUAAAAAGCUUGCAAAAGUUGUAUCAAGUAUUCUUGAUAUUUUGAGAAAUAUUUGGAAAAAUCUAGCUUUUGGUCCAAAAAAACUUUCUAUCAGAAAAUCUGGCUAUAUUUCUAUAGCUGAAUAUCAGAGUUUAGCCAGUAAAGAUCAAAGAAGGGUUGAAAAAUGGCUAGAUAUUAUAUUUAUUACUAGUUGUAAUGAUUAG
This is a messenger RNA of Dentiscutata erythropus, 309 nucleotides long. The record is from the annotation of a GenBank genome assembly. NCBI's taxonomy places the organism in Eukaryota, Fungi, Glomeromycota, Glomeromycetes, Diversisporales, Gigasporaceae.